AUGGGAACCCUCGCGACUGAGUUCCGUAAUGCCUACAAUAACGGAUCCGGCCCGGGUCUCGCAGCAGUGCUAACUCCAAUUGCGACUCGGGAUGACCCCGAUCGGUUAUUGUCAUUCUACAACUUCUCCAAUCCCGCAUACUUGACCAAAGAUCUCAACUCAUCCUUCUUCCAUGGAAAAAACCCACGAGUCCCCAAAGCCGAACAACAUGCCUGGGUCGAUAUCUUCGCUGCGUAUUGGGAGGCCGUGGGGGAGAUAUUGAAAUGGGAAGCCGGACACCCCGGGGCUAGUGCCGUCGCUAUCUUCACUGCAUGGAAGAAAGUGGCGAAUGCAGUCAUUCGGGGGUACUCCAUUCAAUCUGGCCUUCCUGCGUGGUCUCUGCCUUGCUUGUACACCGUGGGUAAGUACCUGCGCACCUUUGCGAUCAAGGCCGAUCUUCAAAUCGCCUCCCAGGGCUCGUCCGGCCUAGAUUUCCAGGACGAGAUGGCGGUCGAUUUCGAGAAAAAUGCGACCUUGGAGGAUGCUGCUCGGGUCAUUAAUCGAAUGUUCACUCUGUGUUUGAGUGACCGGGCUCCGAUUGAAGAGUCUCGGAAGUGGGGGAUCUACAACACCACCAACUUACUUUUCAAGACAUACUUCAAGAUCAAUUCCGUUGGCCUCACCAAGAACCUCAUUCGGGCCAUCAGGGCUCAAUCAGAUGAUCUACCCCCGCUGGACGCAUUUCCCAAGUCGCACAUAGUAACAUUCGAGUACUAUCUUGGCGUUAUACAUUUCUUGGACGAGAAUUAUGCCGAGGCCGAAGAACAUCUCACUAAUGCCUGGAGGCUAUGCUACCGGCACGCUAACAAGAAUCGAGAAUUGAUCCUCACAUAUCUCAUUCCCUGCCAUCUGGUUACAACACACACCCUUCCCAGCAACCAACUCCUAGCUCCGUUCCCUCGGCUGGAGAAACUUUUCCGACCUCUAUCAAACUGUAUUCGGACUGGUGAUCUGGUCGGAUUCGAUAAAGCUAUGUCUGCCGGCGAGGAGGAAUUUGUGAAGAGACGAAUUUAUCUGCCCCUCGAGCGAGGCCGCGAUAUCGCGCUGCGUAACCUCUUCCGCAAAGGGGGAUUCGAAGAAGCCAAGGAUGGCCAGCCCCCGAUCCGGCGAACCCGUGUUCCAGUCGCCGAGUUUGCGGCUGCUCUACGAAUCGGUACCCAUGCGACGGGCCGAACCCGUGUUGACAUGGACGAGGUGGAGUGUUUAUUGGCCAAUCUCAUAUACAAGGGCCUCAUGAAAGGAUACAUUGCCCGAGAGCGGGGAAUCGUCGUCCUGAGCAAGAAUAAUUCUGCGUUCCCAGGGACCGGCGUAUAA
Penicillium waksmanii is the source of this 1353-nucleotide messenger RNA. It is a transcript of the gene csn12, whose product is annotated as protein csn12. The record is from RefSeq and is a predicted model, not a curated record. The coding region runs from base 1 to 1353 and encodes 450 amino acids. Gene Ontology annotation, biological process: post-transcriptional tethering of RNA polymerase II gene DNA at nuclear periphery; transcription elongation by RNA polymerase II; poly(A)+ mRNA export from nucleus. Gene Ontology annotation, molecular function: double-stranded DNA binding; RNA binding. Gene Ontology annotation, cellular component: transcription export complex 2. Lineage: Eukaryota; Fungi; Ascomycota; Eurotiomycetes; Eurotiales; Aspergillaceae. The transcript is spliced from 7 exons.